Molecule: messenger RNA, 1247 nt
Organism: Vigna angularis (adzuki bean)
Lineage: Eukaryota; Viridiplantae; Streptophyta; Magnoliopsida; Fabales; Fabaceae
Exons: 7
Coding region: 10-1173 (387 amino acids)
Source: RefSeq, a predicted model, not a curated record
GUUGCAAAAAUGAUGAUCCAUGUAUUGUUUUUUGUCCUGCAUUUUUUGAGUACUCAUCUUUGUCUUAAAGUUGAAGGAACUCAAACUAUACUAAAGAAAGAUUUGGAGUUAGAGAGACAACUUCGGCUUAUUAAUAAGCCUCCUCUAAAAAGUAUCUAUACAAAGUUUGGAGAUAUUAUUGAUUGUAUUGACAUUUACAAACAACCAUCAUUGGAUCAUCCUUUAUUAAAGGACCAUAAGUUGCAGAGGAAACCUAAUUUUCAUAAUGUGAUUGGAGAAUCAAGUGAGAAAAAUUUAGGAAUUAAAUCCAUGUUUGAAUUGAGUAAAGAUGAAUGUCCGAAGGGAACUGUUCCUAUAUUCAGAACAACAAAAGAUGACCUGAUUCGAGAACAAUCAAUGUUAAAUGAUCAUAUAUUGAUUAAAGACCUACCUGGCGUUCAUCUAGCAGAAAUUUCUCUUAGACCAAGUUAUGCUCCUUUUUACGGAGUGGCAGGAAUAAAUAGUAUUUAUAAUCCACGAGUUGAUUCAAAGUUUCAAAUAUCUAUGACUCAUGUAUGGGUUGAAAAAGGAACAGUAGAAUCCAAUAAUAAAAUUUCAUUAGGAUGGCAUGUGGCUCCAGGAAUAUAUGGUGAUUAUGACUCUCAUUUUUACACCUCAUGGACGACAGAUAACUACAAUAAAACAGGAUGUUACAAUAUUCGAUGUCCAGGUUUUGUUCAAACGAGUAAAAAAAUUUAUCUUGGUCAACGCAUAACCAACACAUCUAUUUGUGGUGGACAAACUAUUGACAGUUUCCUUGCUAUUUCUCAGGAUACAAAGAGCAAAAAUUGGUGGAUAAUUAUAAACAACAAGUUCAUUGGAUAUUUUCCAGCAAAAUUAUUCUCGAACAUGAGCACAGCUGAUCAUGUAGGAUGGGGUGGAAGAACAAAAACUCGUCCUAGUACUGAUAGUCCUCAAAUGGGAUCUGGACAUCUUCCUAAUGAUACUGCUUGUUACUUUAGACAAAUGUGGUUUAAAGAUCCAUCUGCUGUAGCUCGUGGACCUAAAUCGAAUCAAGUGUAUCCUUUGGUUGACAAACCCACUUGUUAUGAUAUUAAAAACUAUGGAGAUAAAGGAGGUCACAAUGGCUACUAUUUUGAGUUUGGAGGACCUGGCGGUAGUUGUGGCGAUUAAUCUUCUUUCAAUUACAUAAAGUACAAGCGAUUUAAUAGAUUAUAUAAUACUUUAUAGUUUUUAUUGUCUUAUUA